Phytophthora sojae is the source of this 4599-nucleotide messenger RNA. RefSeq lists its product as hypothetical. Lineage: Eukaryota; Oomycota; Peronosporomycetes; Peronosporales; Peronosporaceae. Bases 1 to 4599 code for a protein of 1532 amino acids. The record is from RefSeq and is a predicted model, not a curated record. The transcript has a single exon. Gene Ontology annotation, biological process: DNA-templated transcription. Gene Ontology annotation, molecular function: DNA-directed RNA polymerase activity; DNA binding.
AUGCAGAGCGGCGGGCGCGCGCGGCGCAACCCGCUUGUGAAGCAGCUCGUGCUGGAGAACGACCGGCCGGCCAAGAUCAGCCACCUGAACUUCGGGCUGCUCUCGGACGUGGACAUGAUGCAGAUGUCGGAGCUGCGCGUGCACUCCAAGGACCUGUUCAAGGUGCAGACGCGCGAGCCGGCGGCCGACGGCGUGCUGGACAAGCGCCUGGGCGUGUCCAACAAGAAGGACACGUGCGACACGUGCCACCUCAAGCUGGCGGACUGCGUUGGCCACUUCGGCUACAUCAAGCUGGAGCUGCCGGUCUUCCACAUCGGCUACUUCAAGGCCAUCACCGAGAUCCUGCAGAACAUCUGCAAGUCGUGCAGCCGCGUGCUGCUGCCGCCCGCCGAGCGCGAGACCUUCCUGCGCCGCAUGCGCGACCCCAGGGCCGACGUGCUGCGCCUCGUGGGGCUGCGCAAGAAGAUCGCGGCGCUCUGCAAGAAGACCAUCAAGUGCCCGUACUGCGACGCCAUCAACGGCUCCGUGCGCAAGAUCACCAGCACCACGCUCAAGCUCGUGCACGAGAAGUACCGCGCCAAGGCCACGCACGACCUGCGCAACGUGUUCGUGGCGCAGUUCGCCGAGGCGCAGGCCAACAACCCGGAGAUCGGCGCGCACCUGCCCAAGGCGCAGGAGGACCUGAGCCCGCUUGUGGUGCUGCAGCUCUUCAAGGAGAUCCCGGACCAGGACUGCGAGCUGCUCUGGGUGGACGCGGAUAACGGCCGCCCCGAGCGGCUGAUCCUCAACUCGGUGCUUGUGCCGCCCGUGUGCAUCCGCCCCUCCGUGGCCAUGGACGGCGGCUCCGGCAGCAACGAGGACGACAUCACGGUCAAGCUGCAGGAGAUCGUGCAGGUCAACUUCGCCCUGCGUGCGGCGCUACAGAAGGGCGCGUCGCUCAAGAUGGUCAUGGAGGACUGGGACUUUCUGCAGAUUCAGGUGGCGCAGCUCAUGAACGGCGACACCCCCGGACUCGUCAAGCCGCCCGGAGCCAAGAGCGGCAUCCGAGGACUGUGCCAGCGCCUCAAGGGCAAGCAGGGUCGCUUCCGUGGUAACCUGUCGGGCAAGCGUGUGGACUUUUCCGGUCGUACCGUCAUUUCGCCCGACCCGAACCUGCGCAUUGAUCAAGUGGGCGUCCCCGAGCAUGUGGCCAAGACGAUGACGUAUCCGGAGAAGGUCACGCGCUACAACAUUGAGAAGCUGCGCAAGUGCGUCGUGAACGGACCGAACGUGCACCCUGGAGCGAAUAUCAUCCGCAUUGAAGGGCAAAAGUUUACGAAGAACCUGAUGUACGGCGACCGCGCGAGUCUGGCUGACGAGCUCAAGAUUGGUGACAUCGUGGAGCGUCACAUGGAGGACGGCGACAUCGUGCUGUUCAACCGUCAGCCUUCGCUUCACAAAAUGUCCAUUAUGUCCCACCGUGUGAAGGUGAUGCCGUGGAGGACGUUCCGGUUCAACGAGUGUGUGUGUUCGCCGUACAACGCCGAUUUCGAUGGUGACGAGAUGAACAUGCAUCUGCCGCAGACGGAGGAGGCGCGUACCGAGGCUAUUACGCUCAUGGGUGUGGAGCAGAACCUUAUCACACCCCGUAACGGUGAGCCGCUGGUUGCAGCGACGCAGGAUUUCCUUACGGCGUCGUACUUGUUGACGCAAAAGAACAUUUUCUUCAACCGCGAGCAAUUCUGCCAGGUGAUUUCCAUCAUGAGUGAUGCGAACGAGCACAUUGAGCUGCCCCUGCCCGCGAUCGUGCUCCCUGUGCGCCUGUGGACGGGAAAGCAGGUGAUCAGUCUUUUGGUGAAACCCAACUCGCAGACGAAGGUGAUGGCGAACCUGGAGCUCAAGGAGCGCAAUUACACGAACAACAAGUACAUGUGCUGGAAGGACGGUUACGUCUGCUUCAGGAACAGCGAGCUGAUCUGUGGCAACCUGGGCAAGAAGACGUUGGGUGACGGUAGUAAGCAGGGUCUGUUCUACGUUCUGAUUCGUGACCACGGCUCUCACGAGGCUGCGCGCUGCAUGAACAGGCUGGCUAAGUUGUGCGCGCGCUGGCUGGGCAACUUUAAGGGGUUCUCGAUUGGUAUUGAUGACGUCACGCCUUCGGAGGAGCUUGCCAAGGAAAAGGAAAAGCUGUUGCAGGCUGGUUACGACGCAGCAAACAACUCCAUUGAGGAAUACCGACGUGGCAAGCUUUCCUUGAAGCCUGGAUGUAACGCUAUUCAGUCGCUGGAGAGUGAACUCAACGGUCUCCUCGGUAAACUGCGUGAGACUGCAGGUGCUGAGUGUAUGCGCACGUUGCCAUUCCACAACAACCCGCGUAUCAUGGCUGAAUGUGGCUCUAAGGGUAGCGCACUAAAUAUCUCGCAGAUGAUGGCGUGUGUGGGUCAGCAGUCUGUGGGCGGCAAGCGUGUCCCGGAGGGCUUCGUGAACCGCACGCUGCCUCACUUCCUCCCUCACGCUCUGCACGCCUCUGCCAAGGGUUUUGUGGCCAACUCGUUCUACAGCGGACUGACGGCUACCGAGUUCUUCUUCCAUACAAUGGGAGGACGUGAAGGUUUGGUCGAUACUGCUGUGAAGACGGCCGAGACUGGAUACAUGGCCCGUCGUCUCAUGAAGGCUUUGGAGGACUUGUCUUGCCAGUACGACCAGACUGUGCGCAACUCCGAAGGCUCCGUGGUGCAGUUCACGUUCGGUGAUGAUGGCCUGAACCCAGCGUACAUGGAAGGCGAUGACCGACCGGUUGACUUCCAUCGCCUGCUGGAGCACAUCCGUAACACAUUGCCCGACCGUGAGUCCCCGGCGUUGCUGCCAUUCGAGCUGCGUCGCCUGGGUAAGCAGGUCGUGCAGCGCCCUCAGUUCCAGGCUAUUCUGCCGACCGGUCGGAAGUUCUUGAUUGAGAUCGAAGAGUUUUUGGGCUCCGUCGCGAGUGAAAUCGCCUCGAACCGCACGGGCUGUGGCCUUGACUCGAUGGACAAGGCGGUGAAGACGUACGCUUCUAAGCUCGAGAAGGCUUUCGACGACGAUGAGGCGGCCAGUGUGCUCAAGACCAAGUCGGAGACUGGUGACAUGAAGAAGGAGAAGAAAAUUCAAGUGUCGACUAAGCUGGAGAAGCUUGCUAAGCCUCAAGGCCGUCGCCGCUUGGUAAAGCCCGAGGCUGAGUCCGACGACGACACAGAGGACUCGGAUGAGGACAUGAGCAUGGACCUGACCACGUACAAGCAGAAGGGGCUGGACAAGGUCGGCCUGCCGGAAUGGGAGCGCACUCGCUUCAAAACUGCGAAGGCUCGUGCUGAGUGGACCAAGCGCGCAGGCAAGAACGGCACUGCUGAGAAGGAGGAGGCCGCUUGGCUGUUGUCGCACAACGUGUGCCGCAUUACGGCGAAGCAGGUGGAGAAGCUGCUAGAGGUCUCUCUGUACAAGUACAACCGUGCGGGUAUGGAGCCCGGUGAGGCUGUGGGUGCCGUGGGUGCCCAGUCGAUCUCGGAGCCUGGUACGCAGAUGACGCUGAAGACGUUCCACUUUGCCGGUGUUGCCAGCAUGAACGUGACGCUCGGUGUGCCGCGUCUCAAGGAGAUUAUUAACGCCUCCAAGGUCAUCAGUACGCCCAUUAUCACAGCGGCGUUGGUGUGCAAGACGGACGAGCGCUCGGCGCGUAUCGUGAAGGGCCGGAUUGAGAAGACGACGCUGGGUGAAAUCGCUGUGCACAUCAAGGAGGUGUUCGCCCGCGACCAGGCCUACCUUUCCGUGAAGCUGGACCUGACGGCCAUCGAGCAGCUGCAUCUGAACAUCACGGCGCGAUCUGUGCGCAACAGCAUCCUGAACGCCGUCGGCGUGGGUCCGCGUGGCGCGUUGCGGCUACUGAAGGAGCAGCACGUUCUUCUGAACGCGCGCUGCCCCGACAAACUGCGUCUGUUGGCGCCUCCCAACUACAAGGGAGCCAAGGGCGACUCGCGCGGUGCCUACUUCGCUCUGCAGGCGCUCAAGGCUGAACUUCCUGGCGUGAUUGUGCAGGGUAUCCCGACGGUGAACCGCGCCGUGAUCAACUACGAGGAGGUGCAGGAUGCGAGCGCGACCAAGUCGCUCCACUUGCUGGUGGAAGGUUACGGUCUCGCCGAAGUGAUGGGUAUCCCGGGUGUCGACGGCCUUCACACGACCUCGAACCACAUCAUUGAGGUGGAAAAGACGCUUGGUAUCGAGGCGGCGCGUGAGCUCAUCAGCUCCGAAGUGAACUACAUCAUGAGCGCGUACGGUAUCGGUAUCGACAGACGUCACUUAAUGCUGCUGUCGGAUAUCAUGACGUUCAAGGGCGAAGUGCUGGGUAUCACGCGCUUCGGUAUCGCCAAGAUGAAGGAGAGCGUGCUCAUGCUGGCGUCGUUCGAGAAGACGACCGACCACCUCUUCGACGCUGCCGUGCACUCACGCACGGACGCUAUCGUGGGUGUGAGUGAGUGCAUUAUCAUGGGUAUCCCGAUCCCGCUGGGCACGGGCAUCUUCAAGUUGCUGCGCCAGGUCGAGAAGCCGCGCGUGCAGCAGCGGCGGCCGCUUCUGUCCGCUCAGCUUUAG